This is a messenger RNA of Suillus subalutaceus, 1416 nucleotides long. RefSeq lists its product as uncharacterized. Lineage: Eukaryota; Fungi; Basidiomycota; Agaricomycetes; Boletales; Suillaceae. The record is from RefSeq and is a predicted model, not a curated record. The transcript has 6 exons. The coding region runs from base 1 to 1416 and encodes 471 amino acids.
AUGGCAGAGUCUGGUAAUCAGAUGCUUCGCCUCCCUGUCAUCGGCCAGGAGUACACUCCUGGAGUGCCACUCGCUACAUAUCAAUUUGUAGUGACCACAAAGAAUGAUGUAAAGGAGAAGCUGAAGCAAUACGGGAAGCCAAUCAGUGGCAACCAAGAGGAGGUCAUACAGCGCCUUUGCGAGUUUUCCAGUGACGAGGCUGACUGGCUGAGCUUGUUCCAACCAAAGCUCAAACAAAAGCGGGGGGAACAUACCUCUCAGAUGUCAUUGUCCUGCAAGCGGAUUGAGGACACAUUCAGAUCUGCAAAACAAAUGGUCACUUACAAGAGCAAGAAGGGGGCAGAUCACACACAAUGUGCCCUGAAGGAUAACGAUCGUACUGCAAACACACACUGGGCCAAGGCGGUCUUCAAAGCUUUUGGAAUGCCAGCUGACCUCAGUUGCAUGCCAUCUGUCCCAAAACGCAGGUGCACAAUGGAGGAUGGGGUGCUGGGAGAAGACACAUCAUUGCCGGAGACUCUUGGUUCCCUACAGGAAAAGGAUUCAUUUGCUGUCCGCAUGUGCAGAGUCAAGCGCAAUGUAUUUUCAGUCAGGGACGAUAUCUACAACAUUGAGGGCAAUCUCAACAAUGUGGCGUCUCACGUCAUGGAUUUGAAGACACUCAUCUUGAAUGGGCAAUGCUCCACACUGCCACCGCCAGUGAUAUCUGUGAACACUGCUCCCCGCUGCAAUGAAGUUGAACAACCUAGUAGUAUGGUUUGCGCUGCCCAAAUUCCCACUGUGUCAGCACCUCUCUCCAAGUCCCGUAGUUUGCCUCACCAUAAGCUUGGGGUCAUGAUGCUUGAUGGUGAAUGGUUCAAAUAUGACAAGACCAAAGUCCCAGAGCCACCAACAAUCCAUUUCUCUCAGGAUAUUGACCGGUUGUGUGAUGAGUGGGAGAGUUCAAACUUACUCUGCAUUGGCGGCCACAGGAUUCCCAUCAAACACUGGGGCAAGUUCUACAAGAGAGCCAAGGGUGUCAAGAGUACAGCAUGGGACGCUCUGCGAGUGGAAUGGGGCAACUUGAAGUUCAUUGCUGAGGAACGUCAGAAAUAUCUGGACAACAACUCUUUCUGGCAGGCCUUCAGUGACAAGAAUGGGAAGAAUUUGUCUUAUCAGCAACUCUUGAACCAUCUUGCAGAGUAUUGGCUUUCAGCAGCAGCUCAAGAUGCCAAUGAUGCACGAACAUUCUUUCAUGGCAAUCUCAAUCACCCUAUGGCUCGCAGCGCUUUUGAUUACACCAAGGCUGGCAAGACCAAUCUAUCAAGCAAGGACGACACUAUUGCAAAAAAAUGGCACGAGCUGCUAGCAAUGCGCCCUGACAUUGUUGAACAAUGCCAGGCAGACCAAGUCAUCCCUCCCAGUUCACCUCAGUGA